UCUGGAGGUGUGUAUAACUCGACUGUCUGAACCUGCAGAGGAGAGUAAGACUGACACGGAUGGUCCCAUUGAUUAAAUUAAUUAAAGAUAGACACAAAUACGAAAGGUUAGAGAAAAUGAUGAACAUCCAUUAAACAGCGUAUUUGGUAUAUGAUUUAUUUAACUUUUUAAGAAUCUAAACUUCCCCCUGACCUGAAAUCAGUGUCCCUGUGUCUCCUCCCUCCUUCACCACCUCGACCUUAUCUCCAGCCCGUGCCUGUCUCCUCCUCAGUGACAUAAUUAUCAGCUCCUCUGCAGGAGGUGGCGAGGGUUCAAACAAACGUCGAGCGUCCUUUACGGCCAAACAAAUCCGCCGAGGAAACCACCGUCCACCAUGAUUCCGACUCGUCUGCUGCUGCUGUUCCUUAUUGCGUCGUUGUUCUGCGUGGUCGUGAGUGAACUUGCACAGGUUGAUGACAUGCAGAACCAGGAGCGGUACUUUCUCAGAUCGCUCGGUCUCUCCGGGAGGCCUCGACCCCCGGGAGGCCUGCAGGACCGACGCCAUGUCCCCUCUGCACUGUGGAGGAUGUUACGGAGGUCAGAGAACGUCCAGAACCAGGAGAGUGACCCGUGUACGGUGUCGGAGUAUGGAGUCAAAGGAAACAUCAUCAGAUAUGUGCAAGACCAAGGCAGACUUGUGUCUGGGUGGAGCAGCAUCUGUCAGGUCUGUGUGGAGAAGCAGCUUUUCUUCAACAUGUCUGUCCUGCAGCCUGUGGAGCUGCUGUCUCUGGCUCAGCUGGAAGUCAAGUUCCACUGGAAGCCCUUCAGGCCAGCGGAGCUCCUGCAGGGGCCCCGGGCCCUCAGCAUGUCUCUGUACAAGGUUUUACGAGCCACGCUAAAGGGAGCCGAUCCGCGGGCCAAUCGCAGGCUGCUCAUGUCCCAGUCCGUCCAGCUGCAGCCUGAGCCCACCUCCGUCACCAUCGACCUCACCUCGCUGGCUGAGAACUGGAGGAAACCUGGACGCAACUACGGACUGGUUUUGGAGCUACUUCCUGUCAACGAUGAGCCAGAAGAUCUGCUUCCUUUCCACCCAGGAAACUCCCUCCCAGUGGAAGCGGCUUUCCCUCUGCCCCUGAUCCAGGCCUCACUGGUGGCCGUGUCUCUCAACCCGCACCAGUGUCGCUCCAGACAGAGAAGGAGUGCCGUCCACCUCCCUGUGACGCCCAGUAAUGUCUGCAAAGCCCGACGCCUGUACAUUGACUUCAAAGACGUGGGCUGGCAGGACUGGAUCAUCGCUCCUCAGGGCUACAUGGCCAACUACUGCCACGGAGAGUGUCCGUUUCCACUCAGCGAGAGCCUGAACGGCACCAAUCAUGCCAUCCUGCAGACCCUGGUCCAUUCCCUGGACCCCCACAGCACCCCCCAGCCCUGCUGCGUCCCCAUCCGACUCUCGCCCAUUUCAAUGCUCUACUAUGACAACAAUGACAACGUGGUGCUGCGACAUUACCAGGACAUGGUGGUUGAUGAGUGUGGAUGUCGAUAAGUGUCUGGAUCAGCAGAGAUCAUGUGUCUGUGUGUGUGUGUGUGUGUGUGU
This is a messenger RNA of Cynoglossus semilaevis (tongue sole), 1573 nucleotides long. RefSeq names its product growth differentiation factor 3 (gene gdf3). Gene Ontology annotation, molecular function: growth factor activity; cytokine activity. NCBI's taxonomy places the organism in Eukaryota, Metazoa, Chordata, Actinopteri, Pleuronectiformes, Cynoglossidae. The record is from RefSeq and is a predicted model, not a curated record. Bases 374 to 1522 code for a protein of 382 amino acids. Gene Ontology annotation, cellular component: extracellular region. The transcript has 2 exons.